UUGAACACCAGAAGCCUAAUCUCUUCGGAAGGAAAAAUGAAAAGUUCCAAUCUUGGAUGGUUGGUUUUGGUCGAAAUUUUGGUGACUUCAAGCCUACCAUUUACAGUAGCCUCUGGGAGAGUGAGAACUGGUGUUUUUCUGUCACCUAAGAUCGAGCUUGAACCGGGGUUGGUGUCGAAUAAAUUCUAUUUCGACGUCGAUUUCCCGAGAGGUCAUAUUGCCGUGAAAAGUUUCGAUGCCGAAAUUGUUGAUGAGGCCGGGAAUCCUGUUCCGCUGUAUGAUACUUACCUGCACCAUUGGAUUGUUGAGAGGUUCUUUGUACGCGAAGGUUUGUGGACUCGCGACGUUUCGAGACUCAAUAGUUCGGAUUAUAUCUCUGGGAGGAAUAGCGGGAUUUGUAACGAUGGGGUUCUCGAUCAGUUCUUCGGUCUUGGUUCCGAGACACGAAGAACUGCGACACAUAUUCCCGGCCCUUACGGGAUAGAAAUCGGUAACCCUGCUGAGAUUCCUGCAGGGUUUGAAGAGACAUGGGCGAUCAAUGUUCAUGCGAUCGACACAAGGGGAGUGGCAGAUAGGAUCGGUUGCAUCGAAUGCCGGUGCGAUCUUUACAACGUUACGAGGGAUGAAUCCGGAAGACCUCUGAGUCCAGACUACAAGGGGGGCUUAUUAUGUUGCUACGACGGUGCACGAUGUAGGAGGAAUGAAACGUUUAAUGGCAUCAAAAGAACCCUUUACCUUCGAUACACCGUGACGUGGGUCGACAUGGAUAGCUCGAUCGUGCCCGUUAAAGUUUACAUAUUCGAUAUUACCGACAGGUGGAGGAGGUCUAGAAAUUCAACGGGGAUCAAUGCAGAGCACGAUUGCAUGGUUGAAUACGACAUCGAAUCUUGCCGAUCCACGGGAUCGGCCAGAUACAGAUGCAUCGACGACAAAAGGAUUAGCCUUGACAUGCCAUUCAGUGGCUAUGUUAUUUAUGGUGUUGGGCACCAACAUGUUGGUGGCUCUGGUUCUGCUCUCUCUAGGAAGGAUGGCAAGCCUUUGUGCAAUUCGGUACCGAUAUACGGGACCGGGGUGGAAGCCGGGAACGAAGCCGGGUACGUCGUAGGAAUGUCGACAUGCUACCCGAAACCAGGAAGUGUGAAGAUAUCUAAAGGGGAGACUCUAAUUUUAGAGUUAAAUUAUAGCAGUAUCCAACAACAUACAGGAGUUAUGGGGCUAUUCUACCUCUUGGUUGCCGAGAAAUUGCCUCAGUGAAUAUCAUGGCGUUGAACCAAAUUGUAUUGUGUGUGUACUACCGAGUGAUUGAUUUAGGUCAUUUGGUGUCUACUGUUAGCUUUAUUAUGUGGUAUUCUAGCUGCUUUGUUUCCCAUUAUUAUCAUGUGAAAAAAUACAUAAAUGAUCCCUGACUAUAGGGUGUUUUUUUA
This is a messenger RNA of Hibiscus syriacus, 1424 nucleotides long. RefSeq lists its product as uncharacterized. Bases 37 to 1254 code for a protein of 405 amino acids. The transcript is spliced from 4 exons. The record is from RefSeq and is a predicted model, not a curated record. NCBI's taxonomy places the organism in Eukaryota, Viridiplantae, Streptophyta, Magnoliopsida, Malvales, Malvaceae.